Messenger RNA from Protopolystoma xenopodis, 294 nucleotides. The record is from the annotation of a GenBank genome assembly. Lineage: Eukaryota; Metazoa; Platyhelminthes; Monogenea; Polystomatidea; Polystomatidae.
AUGUUUUGGCUUUCAGGUGGCACUUCGCUAGACUUUCUCAUCAAAUCUAGCUUCCUACAAAGCAGCCUUCUUGAAGAGCGAUUUCGAGUCUGCCUCUUGGUUGCCUCGCCCACCACCAUUUGGGGGGAGGUAUGCACCCAGUUUCGAGCACUUGCAUUGCCGGUAACGGGGAGCUGUGUAGUCAACGGUACAUCACCUCUGAAGGUAGACAGCACAAUCUGCAUUACCUGCACAGGAUUCACGAGCAUCUAUGGACAGAUCACCUACAACCUUUUUAGUAAGAACUCGAUUUAG